AUGAGAUAUUUUCCCCUCUUUGCAACAAUCCUUGCGACUGUUGGUGUCUAUAGUGUCAGGAGUGCUCCUCCAUCAGCUGCUGGGCAGCCUCAGGUAAAUGUCGGGACUGCUACCUCUCAUACUGGUACAGCAACGACUGCACCAUCAACUUCAGCUAGUUCUGCUCCUUUACCAAGUGUCACUGUUACUAUAAACGGUCAAACUCUUGUAUAUCCUCCCUUAGAUAGAACCCCUAAUACAAAUGAUCCAAUAGUUCAACAGUGGUUAAAAGAAUUAAAUCUUGGUAGUAAUGUACCUAAUUUACCACAAUCAAAUGGUGGUGUAGUUAAUUUUGAUUCAGCAAAUUGUCAACCACCAACGACAAUUCUACCAAAUCAAGGGUCUUGGACUUGUCAAAAAGUUAUUCGCCCGGAUGACAAAGUUCAAUGCCCGCAAAAAGGUGUAUGGGGCUUAACAUAUGAUGAUGGUCCAUCAUUAUCAACGCCAGCCUUGUUAAAUACUUUGAAUAGCAAUAAUCUUAAAGCUACAUUUUUUGUAAUUGGAAGUCGCGUAGUUUCAUUCCCAGAGACAUUAAAAGCCGCUUAUGCUAAAGGUCAUAAUAUUGCAAUUCAUACAUGGUCACAUCCCGCACUUACUUCGGUUUCGAACGAAGGUAUCGUAGCAGAAUUGAAGUGGUGCAUGAAGGCAGUUAAAGACGUUCUCGGGGUCACUCCUAUAUACAUGCGUCCUCCUUUUGGUGAUACUGAUGAUCGUGUUCGUGCUAUUACACGUGCUGUUGGCUUAUGGACUGUAAUUUGGACGGAAGGAUUUGAUACUGAUGAUUGGUCAUUGAGAACUGGACCUGGACUUAAAACUCAAAAUGCUGAUCACGUUAUUGGAAUUUUUCAAGGAUGGAUGAAACAAUUGCCAACAAUGACACAUGGAUUUAUUGUACUUGAACAUGAUUUAUUCCCUCAAACAGUCGCAGCGGCGCAAUCUGUACUAGGAAUAGCAGUUAAACAACCUGGAUUGACUAUUCAAACUGUUCCACAAUGUCUUGGUGAUUCUACGCCAUAUCUUGAAGUUGGUGGUAAACCGCCUGCUCUUACUUCAGCUAACACUUCUAAUGCUAAUAAUAGUACUGGUUCUUCGUUGGCUGAUACUUCAUCAAACUCUUCUGAUCCUGUGGCGCAUGCUGCUUCUACAAGUGAUGCCUCAUUAUCUAUUAUUUAUUCUGUUUUGCCAGUGACGUUGAUAUCGUUAGCAUUGUCAUUGAAUUUUGGUCAUUUGUAA
Molecule: messenger RNA, 1272 nt
Organism: Ambispora leptoticha
Lineage: Eukaryota; Fungi; Glomeromycota; Glomeromycetes; Archaeosporales; Ambisporaceae
Source: the annotation of a GenBank genome assembly